GGGAAAGCGAAAUCGAAAGCGGCCGCCUGCUCACUAGAUACGCCUACUUCCAAAAGUGGCCUGCCCAGACUAUUUUGGGAGCAAGCGUGGAAAUCAGAUCUGAGAAUCUUGGGAGCAGCCCUGGUGCCCAAUUUUCUCCAUCACGCACACCAUUCUCGCCUCUCCCUGCCUCCUGCCUUUCCACUUGCACCAGUUUUCCCACCCCAGCCUCAAGGCGGGGCUGCCUCGUCACUUGUCUCGGGGCAGAUCUGCCUUACACAGACCACCAUCAUGGCAGUGGAGUUUGAUGGGGGCGUUGUGAUGGGUUCUGAUUCCCGAGUGUCUGCAGGCGAGGCGGUGGUGAACCGAGUGUUUGACAAGCUGUCCCCCUUGCACCAGCGCAUCUACUGUGCACUCUCUGGUUCAGCUGCUGAUGCCCAAGCCGUGGCCGACAUGGCCGCCUACCAGCUGGAGCUCCAUGGGAUAGAACUGGAGGAACCUCCACUUGUUUUGGCUGCUGCAAAUGUGGUGAGAAAUAUCAGCUAUAAAUAUCGAGAGGACUUGUCUGCACAUCUCAUGGUAGCUGGCUGGGACCAACGUGAAGGGGGUCAGGUAUAUGGAACCCUGGGAGGAAUGCUGACUCGACAGCCUUUUGCCAUUGGUGGCUCCGGCAGCACCUUUAUCUAUGGUUAUGUGGAUGCAGCAUAUAAGCCAGGCAUGUCUCCCGAGGAGUGCAGGCGCUUCACCACAGAUGCUAUUGCUCUGGCCAUGAGCCGGGAUGGCUCAAGCGGGGGUGUCAUCUACCUGGUCACUAUUACAGCUGCUGGUGUGGACCAUCGAGUCAUCUUGGGCAAUGAACUGCCAAAAUUCUAUGAAGAGUGAACCUUCCCCAGACUUCUCUUUCUUAUUUUGUAAUAAACUCUCUAGGACCAAAA
Molecule: messenger RNA, 914 nt
Organism: Pongo pygmaeus (Bornean orangutan)
Lineage: Eukaryota; Metazoa; Chordata; Mammalia; Primates; Hominidae
Gene: PSMB9
Product: proteasome 20S subunit beta 9
Exons: 6
Coding region: 271-861 (196 amino acids)
Cellular component (GO): cytoplasm; proteasome core complex
Molecular function (GO): threonine-type endopeptidase activity
Source: RefSeq, a predicted model, not a curated record